Molecule: messenger RNA, 1167 nt
Organism: Drosophila albomicans
Lineage: Eukaryota; Metazoa; Arthropoda; Insecta; Diptera; Drosophilidae
Product: lactosylceramide 4-alpha-galactosyltransferase-like
Exons: 2
Coding region: 15-1130 (371 amino acids)
Biological process (GO): glycosphingolipid biosynthetic process
Molecular function (GO): alpha-1,4-N-acetylgalactosaminyltransferase activity
Source: RefSeq, a predicted model, not a curated record
CACAUUGCCUAGACAUGAAUCUACGUAUACGAAAAUUUCGAGCACGUCUCUUGAUCUGUCUAAAAUUUGUGUUUCCCAUAAUAGUUUUUCAUGUGGUGGAAAUAAUGAUAAUAUUCAUCUUCGAAGAAAGUGAUACCUUAUAUGAAUUAAAUCAAUGCUACUUGGAUGAAUUACCAGGAACAAUCUCUACGAACUGGAGUUCGAAUGCUGGCCACGAGUAUCUAGAGGAUGUACUACUUUCGGAUAUUAAACCAAUACCAGGACGUGCCAUAUACUUUCUGGAAACUAAAUGUUAUUCGCUGAACUCGCAGUCUCAUUAUUUAAUCAAUUUGACAGCACGACAGACGUGUUCCAUCGAAUCGGCAGCUUUGCAUAAUCCAAACUUCCAAGUGUUUGUUCUUUUUGCUAAUCCCAAAGUUAUAGAUCCAGAAAAUCCUUUUCUAAAUAUCAUUCGAAGCUACAGUAAUGUGCAUCUCCGACAAUUGAAUAUUUGGCGGUAUGUUAAGGAUACUCCAGUAGAGGACUGGAUCGUUAGGGACAAUAAAUUCAUAUCUCGUUUCCCCACUGAACAUACAUCAGAUCUACUUCGCUUACUAACCGUCUAUCGCUUUGGAGGCAUCUACAUGGACAUGGACGUGGUUGUGCUACGCAGCAUGGAGGAUAUACCCCUUAAUUUUAUGGGUGCCCAGAUCACCAAUGUUAUCUCGAAUGCUGUGAUUAGUUUGGAGCCCACGGGCAUUGGUCAUGAGGUUGGCGAAUUAUUCUUACGGGAAUUUCAACAAACUUUCAAUGGCACAUAUUAUCUAUUUAAUGGACCAAUGCUAAUUGAACGUGUAUUGGCAAAAAUCUGUGGCACAAAGUCCGUCAUCGAAAUGAUAAAUAAUCGUGAACGUUGCCAUGGAGUUCGAUUAUUCGACGCUAGUGCUUUUUUCAUAUUGCAAAAACUGAUUUACCUUUUUGAUCCUAGAAUGCUGAACGACGGAAUAGAGAAAACAAAAAACUCUUAUUUAAUACAUCUAUGGAAUAAAGGUUCGCAGAAGUGCAAACUAGUCGGUCCAAGCUCUACUUAUGGCAGAUAUGCCGCACAGAAUUGUCCCAAAACUUAUGCGGCUGCUGGACAUUUGUUUUAAGGAAUAUGAUUUCCAAUCCAAAUAAUUUUAGGAACAA